AUGGCUCACGAAAGUCGACCUACUAAAACACUUGUGCCAGUACCCAUUGAGAUAGAUGAUUCAACAAGGUUGAUAGAGGUGAAUGUACAACAUGCACAAGAGAGCACAAGCAAAGAAAAAGAGGUUGAGAAGGAGACUAAGAAAUCUAUGCGGCAACCAAGUGAAUUUGCUAACUGCUCUCUAAUAGAAGCCGUGGAUGUAGUUUUAGAGGAGGAAGAUGAAACCUUGAACGCUAAAGACCCUCUAGCAGCUUGUAUCAUGAACUUAGAUAAAGUAAAUGGAGAGGAUUUGGCGGAAUGGGUACUGGCUCUUGAAGGACAAGGGGUAGCUUUUGAGAAAUUGAAGAAGAGGCUGGUGACAACACCCAUCAUAGUUGCACCUGACUGGGAGCAAUCGUUUGAGCCGAUGUGUGACGCAAGCGACUAUGCUGUGGGAGCAGUGCUUGGACAGCGCAAAGACAAAGUCAUGAAUCCAAUAUAUUAUGCUAGUAGAACUUUGAGUGGUACCCAACUAAAUUACACGGUGACCGAGAAGGAGAUGUACUUAAUUGAUAAGAAGGAUUCAAAGCUGUGCCUGAUUCGAUGGGUGCUACUACUUCUAGAAUUUGACUUGGAAAUCCGUGACCGAAAAGGAACGGAGAACCAAGUGGAUGAUCACUUGUCCGGGCUGGAAGGAGCCGAGAAAAAGGUUGAAGUGGAAGAAAUUGCGGAGACCUUCCCAGAUGAACAACUACUAGCCAUGAGUCUUGAGGUAGCGCCAUGUAUUUGGGAAGGCGUGUCCAUGACGUACUCUGCUAUAGCAUGGACUGUGUCACUAAAGGAAUUAGGAAAAAGUGAGAGAGAAGUUAGUUAUGGUCCAAAAAGUGAAAAAAUAUCAGAUAAUGUGUUUAUGUUUCUGAGUGCAUUAGGAAAUGUAGCAUUUGCAUAUGCUGGACAUAAUGUAGUUCUUGAAAUUCAAGCUACAAUUCCUUCAACAGAAGAUGCACCUUCAAAAAAAGCAAUGUGGAAAGGUGUAUUCACAGCUUAUAUUAUAGUGGCCUUGUGUUAUUUGCCAGUGGCUUUCAUUGGAUAUUGGGUGUUUGGUAAUGGAGUUGAUGAUAACAUCUUGCUCACACUACAUAGACCUACAUGGCUUAUUGCAACUGCUAACAUAUUUGUUGUCGCUCAUGUCAUUGGGAGUUAUCAGGUUUAUGCAAUGCCAGUGUUUGAUAUGAUAGAGGCAUACGCUGUGAAGUCAUUGAAAUAUAAUCCUUCCACUCUUCUACGUGUUUGUGUGCGUACGGUUUUUGUUGCAUUUACAUUGGUUGUGGGCAUGACAAUACCAUUCUUUGGUGGUUUGAUGGGAUUCUUUGGAGGUUUUGCUCUGGCACCAACCUCAUAUUAUCUUCCAUGCAUCAUCUGGCUUAUUAUAAAAAAGCCCAGACGGUUUGGCUUGUCAUGGUGUACGAACUGGCUUUGCAUUAUAGUGGGUGUACUUUUGACUCUAACAUCUCCCAUUGGUGGAUUAUGGAGUAUCAUCAAAUCAGCCAAGACUUAUCGCUUCUACACCUGA
This is a messenger RNA of Nicotiana tabacum (common tobacco), 1551 nucleotides long. Lineage: Eukaryota; Viridiplantae; Streptophyta; Magnoliopsida; Solanales; Solanaceae. The record is from RefSeq and is a predicted model, not a curated record.